CCAUGUCAGACAUGGACAUUAGCACUGCAGCAAACUAAGAGGAACUUUAUUUUUAAAAAAGCUGACUAAGAAGAAGACAUCCAGCAUGCAAUUUCUGUCUCAACGUAGCCCAGCAGCUCAGCCGAGCACACAUUUCUUCCUGGCAUGUGUAGUCAUCAUGAUCGCAUGCUCUGGACCAGUUUCCCCCAUUCAUGCUCCUCCAGUGAUGACGGGUCUCCGCUCUGCUUUCUCUGCCACCCGAACCAACAAUGUAGUGGGAGGCAAUCAGAAAGCAGUGACCUUCAACCGGCUCAUGGUCAACAUUGGAGGGGACUUUAAUCUAGACAGUGGUCACUUCCGCUGCCGCAUCCCCGGGGCUUACUAUUUCUCCUUCUCCGUGGGGAAAUUUCCAAAGAAAAUGCUUUCUGUGAUACUGGUGAAGAAUGGAGAGGAGGUGCAGGCGAUAGCGUAUGAUGACUACCGCAAGAAAGGGAGGAAAGUUCAAAGCCAAAGCAUAAUGAUCAGUUUGAAGGAGAUGGACACAGUGUGGUUGCUUUUACAACAGAGUCCUCAGUAUGCUUUGUACAGCAAUGCUGGCCCUUACAUCACCUUCUCCGGUUACCUUGUCUAUCCUGACAUCUCCCCAACCAGCUACAUCACCAACCACCUGUCCCCAUCAGGCCUAUCCUACCCAAACUGCCCCCCCCAGGCUGACUCCUGGGCCAGAGAUCAGACAUCAGAGCCACCACAGUCUGCCUUCUCUGUGGCACGGACAUCCACACUCAUGGGUCAGAGUAGCAGGCAGCAGGACAAGCCACCUCUGACCUUUGAUGUGGAAUAUGUCAACAUCGGAGGGCAUUUCAACAAAACCUCAGGCUUGUUCACGUGCCACUUCCCGGGUGCGUACUUCUUCGCCUUCACUGUGGGGAAACACCCCCGCAAGGCUGUGUCUGUGAAGCUGAUGACCGGGAAGGGUGAGGUGCAGGCGAUGGUGUUUGAUGAGGACACGUCGAAGAGACGGGAGAUGCAGAGUCAGAGCUUGCUGCUGUCUCUCCGCCGGGGCGACAGUGUGUGGCUGUACAGUCAGCAGGAUGAGCGUUAUGCUGUCUACAGCAACCAGGGGAGGUACACCACGUUUUCUGGCUUCCUGGUUUAUCCUGAUGCAGAAAAACUCCCACCUCCCACCACACAGGACAGAACUCAUAUCUAAAUAUCUUAAUGGUGUCCUUUAAAACAAAAAAAGUUAACAAAAAAUCUGUGGUCAGUAUAGUGUACGUACAUGUACUUUGCUUUGUUUGUUUUCUUUUUGUUUAUUUUUUUACAGUAAAUAAUAAUAGGGAUAACGUUUCUUGCCAAAUUACUCCACAAGAUGGUGCUGUGAUACAAUUAUGGACACCAACCUGCAUGCAACAUUGUUAUUUUUGUCCUUAAAGUGUAAUUAGCUAUAAGGUAUCACAAACUUCUUGAUUAAGUAAUAGAAUUGGGUUUUUGUUCACAGAUUACUUUAAAAUUGUUUGUGUUUAGAAGUUUUAAAAAGCAUUUUUUACAUGUAAAAAUGAUUAUUGCAUGGCAAGGAUGAUUAUGUAAAUGAUGUAUAGUUUAUUAACAUUUACUUACUGUAAAAAUUUGAUUUAGAGAUACAUCAUGGUCAUGUUAUGGAACUUUUAUAUUGUGGAUAUAUAUCUGUAUCUGUUUUUAUGUUUCAUGUGCAUUUAAUGAAAAUAAAUUCAUACACUUGAAUGAA
Dicentrarchus labrax (European seabass) is the source of this 1723-nucleotide messenger RNA. It is a transcript of the gene c1qtnf13, whose product is annotated as C1q and TNF related 13. The coding region runs from base 86 to 1189 and encodes 367 amino acids. The record is from RefSeq and is a predicted model, not a curated record. The transcript is spliced from 2 exons. NCBI's taxonomy places the organism in Eukaryota, Metazoa, Chordata, Actinopteri, Moronidae. Gene Ontology annotation, molecular function: protein binding.